AUGAAUUGGUUACGUACAGCUGCUUCAGCAUAUUCAAAUGUGUCUGCUGAUCCUUCAUGGCCAAAAUUUGAUAUUCUCGAAAGUAACGAGUCUUACGAGAAACGAAGUUAUCAUCCAUUCACAUGUGCGGCAUAUGCAUUUACAGCUAAUGAUGGUGAAGAACCUGUUAUGUCUAAUUUAUGGAAGUUAGUAAAGUAUUCACAAGGUGGAAAUGUCGAUGGUAAAACUCUAAAAAUGUGUCUACCAAUUAUGGUUAAAGUUCGUCCAUCAUUAAUUAAUGGACGAGAAAAUCAAUUUACAUUAAUGCUAGUCCUUGACAAAGACAAUCAUAAAAAUUCACCACCAAUACCAACUGUUGAUGGCGUUUUUAUUUAUCAACAAUCCGAACAAAUUCUCUAUGCUAAACGUUUUGGUGGUUUUGCUAAGGAAGCUGAUUGGAAACGUGAAACUAAAAAUAUAUUAGAAAUAUGUAAAACAUUUCCAAUUAAUCGUGAAGAAGUUAUAUCAGCAACAUAUGAUAUGCCAACAAAACUUCUCAAUCGACAUAAUGAAGUUUUAGUUGCUGAAAUGAUUGAAAACACAUCAGAUGAAAAAACCGUUGGUAUUUCUUAG
Molecule: messenger RNA, 612 nt
Organism: Adineta steineri
Lineage: Eukaryota; Metazoa; Rotifera; Eurotatoria; Adinetida; Adinetidae
Source: the annotation of a GenBank genome assembly